AUGCCUACCGAAAUUCCUAGCCCGCCGGGUGUGCCUAUACUGGGCAAUGUUUUCAAUAUCGACCCCAACGAGACAUGGAACUCCCUCAACAAGCUAGCUAGCCAAUAUGGUCCUAUUUUCAAGAUCAACGCCGUGGGUCACCAGAUUGUAUUCAUAUGCAACGUGGCUCUUCUUGAGGAAAUUUGCGACCAAACCCGAUUCCGAAAAUGUGUGACAGGCCCGGUGGUUGAGAUUCGACAAUCUGUGCAUAAAAGUCUGUUCACGGCGGACGACGAUGACAAGCGCUGGGGAGUUGCUCACCGAAUUAUGAUGCCACACCUUACACGGGAAGCCACCGACAGUGUUUACAACGAUAUGAUGGACGUUGUUCCCGAUUUGACGAAGAAAUGGAGCGCAGGCACCAAACAGCGUGUCAAAGCAAGUGACGAUCUGGAUCUUAUUCUGCUUGCGUCUUGUAUGAAGUGCUUCUUUAAUGAGCGAGUGCACGUCCUUGGCGAAAAAGAUGAGACUCACAAAAAGGCCUGGGGUAUGGUUCAAGCGUGGGAAGGUGCCACUAUGGAAGCGUUGAAGCGACCAACUCGUCUUCCUGGUAUGAAUUUGCUCUACUUCCCGCGUUUCUAUUCCAUGACCAGGACUAUGCGCAACUAUGCCUCGGAGAUUGUGAAACAGCGAAAGGAGAACCCUGAGCUGGCGCGCAAAGAUAUGCUCGAUGCCCUUCUGAAUGGUGUUGAUCCCGAGACCAACGAAAAACUCAGGGAUGCGGAGGUCUUAGAUGAGAUUGUCACCAUCUUCAUCGGUGCCGCGACCGCUGCCAAUUUGCUUACAUAUGCGCUAUACUACCUCAGCAACAACCCAGAAGCCAUGAAGAAGGGCCAGGCCGAGAUUGACUCUAUUGUGGGAGAUGGCCCUCUGGAUCUUUCCCACUUGAAGCAGCUGAACUACGUCGAGGCUAUCCUGCGGGAGACUAUCCGUCUAUCUGCCACUGCACCUGGCUUCAACAUUGAACCUAUUCCCCGCGAUGACAAGUCCGAUAAAUCCCCUGUGCUACUCGGUGGCGGUGAAUACGAGAUCCCUUACAAUCAGCCCAUGAUUGCGAUCUUGAAUGCGGUUAACCGGGAUCCAACUGUGUUCGAGCACCCCGAGGAAUUUAAACCCGAACAAGUGCUUGGCGAGAAGUGGGAUAACCUCCCCGAGGCCGCCAAGAAGGGAUUUGGCAAUGGCAAGCGGGAGUGUAUCGGUAAGUUGUGGGCUUGGCAAUGGUCAUUCUUUACCUUGGCCAGUAUUCUCAAGGAUGUCACAUUUGAGUUGGAGGACCCCAACUAUAAGCUUCAUGCCAAUGGCGCAUUUAGUAUCAAGCCUAUGGACAUGUAUGUGCUCUUCAGCGGCCGCCAAAAGUAG
Messenger RNA from Penicillium angulare, 1398 nucleotides. RefSeq lists its product as uncharacterized. The transcript has 2 exons. Gene Ontology annotation, molecular function: monooxygenase activity; iron ion binding; oxidoreductase activity, acting on paired donors, with incorporation or reduction of molecular oxygen. The coding region runs from base 1 to 1398 and encodes 465 amino acids. NCBI's taxonomy places the organism in Eukaryota, Fungi, Ascomycota, Eurotiomycetes, Eurotiales, Aspergillaceae. The record is from RefSeq and is a predicted model, not a curated record.